Cyclopterus lumpus (lumpfish) is the source of this 3297-nucleotide messenger RNA. Its product is annotated as cytosolic carboxypeptidase 4. Gene Ontology annotation, molecular function: zinc ion binding; metallocarboxypeptidase activity. The coding region runs from base 1 to 3297 and encodes 1098 amino acids. Gene Ontology annotation, biological process: protein side chain deglutamylation; C-terminal protein deglutamylation; proteolysis. The record is from RefSeq and is a predicted model, not a curated record. NCBI's taxonomy places the organism in Eukaryota, Metazoa, Chordata, Actinopteri, Perciformes, Cyclopteridae. The transcript is spliced from 28 exons.
AUGUUUCGUUACGGCCAAAGUAAUUUCACCUGGAACGGAACUCUGAGAGAGCUGGAGGGCAGCUGGACCGAAAGAGGCCGACCAAGAAUGACAGCCUCCCCGAGCUCCUCCAGCGGCUUAGAGGUCCUCCUCUCCACCCUGCAGAAUGCAGGAGAUGUGGAGAGCACCUUAAAUAUCCUUAAUGUCCUGGAUGAACUUCUGUCUGCUGGUACAGAUCGUCGUAUCCACUACAUGAUCAGUAAAGGUGGCAGCGAGGCCUUGCUCACUGCGCUGGUCAACACCGGCCGCAGUUUCAGCCCCAACUACACCCUCCUGCUGCCGCUGCUGCACCUGCUGGCUAAAGUUGGACACAGGGACCGCCGUAUAGGUGUGAAGGCAGAGGACGCUGGAGCUGCGCUGCUGACCCUGAAUCUGCUCAGACACAACGUCAAACAUGCCGGGAGGGCCGCAGCCUGUCUCUGGGUGAUCCAAGUCUUCUCUUCAUCAGUUUCCACAGCGAACCUAAUCGGAGCAAACCAUGGACUGGAUGACAUCUAUCGCCUCAUCCCCCAGUAUACCACCAAACAUCUGCACGCCAUCAAGGCAGCCAUCGAUGCCUUUGCUGCUCUGCUAUGCACAAAGGCGAACGUUUGCUCGGUGGUAUCCAAGGGUUACAUCUCUGGCCUCUUGCGGCUUUACGAGGACUGGCACUGCAAACAAACUCAGCACGCCGACGUGGCAAUCUGCCACUCGCUGCUGCGCUGCCUCCAUAAGGUCACUCACAGUACUGCGGGCAGACAGGCGUUCGUAUCCCAGGGAGGCAUCCGACUACUGUACGGAACGACACAGACAUGCUUGCUGAGUAAAGGCCUGGAGUCUCUGGUGGAGCCUUCUGUGCAGCUGAUGAGAAAGUGUCUUCCUAAAACACCUCUUCCACUGACAUCCGACCGGUCGGCAUACACCUUCCUCGUGCCCGGAAGACCGGAUGUGGUCCCUGAUAUGGAUGUGGAGCCAGAUGAGAACAGUGAGGAGAGUGACGAUGAAGAGGCUGAAGACAACAAAGACGCAGACUUUGAUGACGAUUUGGAGACUGACCUGAACAAACUUCGCAUUCGUCCGGACCCGGACCGACCCAAAGAGCUGCUGCCACAGUACAGCUGCCUCUGUCCUGAACUCUCACAUGACUUCCAGGAGCUGGGCUUGAGUUCCGAGCCAGAGGAGAGUUCAACGUCGUCGUCAUCAUCGGACGAGGAAGCUGUGCUGCUCAGCGAUUUACGGGUUCACAGCUCCAAUAGGGACAGAGGGAGCAGCAGUGCCAGCCACCAGUCGUCCCCCUCCUCCCUAGAGACCGACCCAGAGGGACACGCACCAGCUGCUGCCCAGUUAGAGGCCCUUGAUUUCCACAGUCACAGCAGCAUCCUGAGCACCAGCCCCGGCUUCAGGACCGGGGUUGGACAGGCAAGGGUUGAAGCCCCCGUGGGUCAAAGAAGAGAAGAUCAGGAUGAGGAGGAGGAUGCAGACGACUCCCACCACCGUACCAUGAUAGACAGGUUAUUGGAGAGACAUGGUUCUUGUAUCCCCCACCAUGAGCCCAAGCUGUACUGCGCUGCAGCUGCCAAAACCAAUUCUAUUCCAGGGUUCAGCAUUCUGGCUUUCCCGGAUUUCUGGGGGCACCUCCCACCACCAGGACAUGAACCCAUGUCCCCACGCAAACCCAACAUACAGAGGCAGAAAGUGUUUGAGGAUGCCCAACGCUUCCUGACUACUGAUGGGAUCAUCAACCAGGUAGUGUUUGACUUGGAAGACAGCAGUAUUCAGUGUCCGUCUGAUUCCUUGAGGUUUUACUCCAAGUUUGAAUGUGGGAACCUAAGGAAGGCUGUUCAGGUCCGCAAAUAUGAAUAUGACCUCAUAUUGAAUGCAGACGCAAACACGAGCCAGCACACCCAGUGGUUCUACUGUGAAGUCAGUAACAUGGUGGCAGACGUUCCCUACCGUUUUAAUGUCAUCAACUGUGAGAAGAGCAACAGCCAGUUCAACUAUGGAAUGCAGCCCGUGCUGUACUCGGUAAGGGAAGCUCUGGAAGGUAGACCACACUGGGUCAGGACCGGGACUGACAUUUGUUAUUUCAGAAACCACUUUUGUCCAGCUCGAGGCAGAAGGAGAACAACCUUUUAUACUCUGACCUUCAGCAUCUCCUUCAAACACAAUGAGGACGUCUGCUACCUGGCCUACCAUUACCCCUACACGUACUCUGCUCUGAAGGCUCACCUGAAGGUGCUACAGAAAUCGGUGGACCCCGCCAAGGUGUUUUUCCAGCAGCAGGUUCUUUGUGGCACUUUGGCUGGAAACCCGUGUCCCAUGGUCACCAUCACCGCCUGUCCUGCCAGCAGGGGCUGGAAAGACAUGCAUCAACUCCGUAAUCGUCCCUGCAUCGUGCUAACAGGCCGCGUCCAUCCCGGUGAGUCCAAUGCCAGCUGGGUGAUGAAGGGCACCCUGGAGUUUCUGUGCAGCACUGACCCGGUGGCCCAGAGUCUGAGGGAGGCCUUUGUCUUCAAGCUCAUCCCCAUGCUCAACCCGGACGGAGUCAUCAACGGCACGAAUCGCUGUGAUCUGAACAGCGAGGACCUGAAUCGUCAGUGGUGUAAACCCGACCCUGUGCUCAGUCCAACCAUCUACCACACCAAGGGCUUGCUCUACUACCUCAACAGUAUCGGACGGACUCCACUGGUGUUCUGUGACUACCACGGCCACUCGAGGAAGAAGAAUGUCUUCCUGUACGGCUGCAGUGUGAAAGAGACUCUCUGGCAGUCUGGCUCUGCGGUUAACACCGUGGGAUUAAAAGAGGACCCGGGAUAUAGGACCAUUCCGAAGACCUUGGAUCGUCUUGCACCGGCCUUUUCUUUCAACAGCUGCAACUAUUUGGUGGAGAAGUCACGCUCUUCCACGGCCCGGGUGGUCGUCUGGAGGGAAAUGGGAGUGCUGAGAAGUUACACCAUGGAGAGUACUCACAAUGGCUGCGACCAGGGAAUAUAUAAGGGCCUGCAAAUGGGAACCAGGGAGCUGCAGGAGAUGGGAGUAAAGUUCUGCCACAGUCUGCUGUCCGUGACCAAAGACGUGAAGACCCUCUACAGCCAGAGACUCAUCAGCCACGUCGGCCUGGACCACAAGUCUCACAACCUGUCCCAGGGGCCCCGUGACACGGCCCCCCUGGGUCCAAACCUGUCCCAGGGGCCCCGUGACACGCCCCCCCCGGGUCCAAGCCUGUCCCAGGGCCCCCGUGACACGGCCCCCCUGGGUCAAAGGGGGCACAGGAGGUAA